Xylaria bambusicola is the source of this 1314-nucleotide messenger RNA. RefSeq lists its product as uncharacterized. The transcript is spliced from 4 exons. The record is from RefSeq and is a predicted model, not a curated record. The coding region runs from base 1 to 1314 and encodes 437 amino acids. NCBI's taxonomy places the organism in Eukaryota, Fungi, Ascomycota, Sordariomycetes, Xylariales, Xylariaceae.
AUGAAUUUUCUGUGGUUUGCUUCAUUGAUUCAUGUGGCUACACAGUCACCCGUUUUGCUGGACCAGUCUCGCCGAACGGUCGCACAGCUAGACCAGUCAGCCUUCGAUGAGGCGCAGCAGCCCGAUACCAGUGCGACCAAGGCGUUUGCGAGUACUCUUAUCAAGACGGCAGAUGAUCGAUGUUUAUUUGUCGACGAGCUUUCAGGGGAUUUCAGAGCAAAUCUCACCCCAGUUCAAAUCGCCGAAUGUGGCUCUACAGACGGACAAGAAUGGGACAUCAUAACUAACGGAAAACACAACAAUGUGCCCAACUCGAUACUCGUCGUCAGCACUCUGACCAAUGCUUGUCUCAACUUCGACCCAAGGCGACCUGCUGGGAACCAAGUUAUUCUGUUUAGCUGCGGAGGACGAGCCGACGGUGGUGGCGACGUGACCGAUUCUCAGUUGUUCCCUUUCAAUGGUGGCGCCGGCCCUCUGUCCUUAUCGCCAGAGAACGAUCUCAACUCGUGCCUCACUGUCUCGGAUGAGGUCAUUGAUGUAGCCCCAUGCCAAGCUGGCGACCUGCAUCAGCUCUUCAAUUUUGGUGAUAGCUUGUCCCUCGAGCCCAAUUCUACUUCUACUGGUGUGGUGAACACUCCCGCUCCCACCUCUACAUCAACCAACCCUACUUCAACAAGCCUGGGUCAAGACACCGUGACAGCCACCACCAAUGGUGGCAGCGCAACAGUAACUUCCGCACCGACAAGCAGCGCCAGCGUUGGAGGGAUAGCCAAUCCUACAGAAGCUGUUCCCGUAUCAGGUGCAGGAGGUGUGUUACAACCAUCGGCUGUCGCAGAAGCGCAUCAGCGCGAUGAUACCGCAACGCGCGCCUUCGAAUCUAUCAGCAUUCAGUCGUCUGACGGACGUUGUCUUUUCGUUGACCCGACUGCGGGGGAUUUCCGUGAAAAUCUCAUCCCAGUGUCUCUGGUGCAAUGCGCUGGCACACCCAAUGAGAAGUUUGAUGUCAUUACUGCUGGAAAGCACAACAAUGAAGAUGCUUCUGCGCUUAUCGUCAGCAGCUUGAUGAAUGGGUGCAUUAGUUUUGACGGCCGUCGUGAGGCUGGAGAUACCGUCACUAUUUUCUCUUGCGGGGGUAGGGCAGACGGAGGCGGCGAAACCAACAACGGCCAAUUAGUUCCAUUUACCGGUGGUACGCAAUUCGCUCUCGCACCUGUGAGCGAGCGUAAUGCGACAUGCAUCAUCCCGGGAAGCGACCGCCUUGACUCGACACCUUGCACAGAUGAUGAUUCGCAACUCUUCAAAGUAAUAACAUGA